UUGAUUCAUUUCAACUAACGUUAAAAAAAUAAUAAAAAAUUAAAUUACUCUACAAUAAGAAAAAAAUAAAAACAAUAAUAAUAAUAAUAAUAAUAAAAAUAAUAAGUGUAACAGCAACUUUCACUUAAAUUUAACAAUGUCUAUAAUAAUGUCAGUAAGUUUUAUAAAAAAUAUAAAUUAAACAAUUAAAAAUAAAACCAAAGUAUUUAAAAAUUUUAAAAUGAUUUUAUAUUAAAUGUGACAAUAAAUCUGUUUAAUUAAUUAAAUAAAAAUGAUUAAUUUAUGAAUAUUAAUAAUUGUGUUGAUAAAUAAUUAAAAUAAAUAUAUAAAAUGCUUCAAGCAGUACGAUUAUUAACAGAAUUAGCACGACCAGUUGAUUAUCGUCGUGAUAAUAGUGAUAUGGAUCCACGUCAACAAUUACAGCAAAAUAAUAAUCAGCAGCAGCAGCAGCAGCAUCAUCAGCAAGUAGUAGGACCUGAGAAUUCAAUAUUAUUCCGGGAAAUAUAUAAAAAUGGUUGGUUAAGAAAAACAAUUAAAACUGAUAAUAAAGAAACAAAUCGUUACUGGGUUGCGUUUUGUGUCCAUGAUGAUGUUGAGCCGAGAUUAGAAGGUUUUACUGAUCAGAAACAAGCAACAACUCAUUCCCCUGUCUGGGCAAAUUCAUUGAGAAAUAUUCAACAUUUAUCACCAACACUUUGUGCUACAUCAAGACAUGACUAUGAAUUUUGCAUAAAUUUUUCUGAUGAUCGGGUACUGAGACUCGCUGCCCCAACUUACUCGGCAAUGCUAGAAUGGGUACAAAUAAUUACGAGGAAACUUACGGAUAUGAAAAUACUGAAGCCUAAAGAAAAUCUUUAUUCGAGAGGUCCUGAAAGAAUCGCCACCAGAGAUCCUACUAGUCCGUUGCCGCCACCACCUCUGCCUUCUGGAUCAUGGACAUCUCAAUCUACGAAUGAUCCACCAUCAGUGCCAAGUAUUUCAAGCACCCCAUCAUCUUCCUCAUCAGUGUUAUCUGUCGAUCAACAAAAUUCAUCAAUAUUUACUUUCGAGGACAUAAGUCUCGACGAUCGUCGAUCGCGGCCAAGUCAAUCACGUCUAAGAUCUCUGAGCUCAAGUCCUCAUGUAAUUCCAACACCUGCACCAGCACCAACUCCUGCAUCAAGUAUCGACGAAGACACCAGCUACGAAAAUAUAUUCAUGGCCUCAUCAUAUCCAUUACCAACCAACAUAACCGAAGAAUCACGUACCAAUGAAGUAUCUGUGCCAACAAUCCAAAGUAAUGUUACUCAAGAGCCAUCGACUGACCAAUAUGCCGCAUUGAUAGAGUGCCGUAGCUCAGGAACGCCAGAGCCACAUCUUCCAAGUGUCUCAAGUCUAUCAAGUAUCUCAGCAUCAACAGGAAUUUCUUCAGCAUCAUCAUCCUCAUCGUCAUCAAGUUCAUCUAGCACAAGAACUGUACAAAGAUCAACACCUGGAACAACUUCAUUGGCUUCAUUAGCCGGGCCAAGUUCAUUAGCUUCAUCAUCACCUGGACCAAGUUCAUUAGCUUCAUUAUCACCUGGACCAAGUUUACUGGCUUCAACUUCAUCAUCUGGAUCAAGUCUCUUAGUUUGUACAUCACCUGGACCAAGUCUCCUACCCCCAGCAUCACCUGGGCCAAGUCUCAUAGCUUCAACGUCAUCUGGAGCAAGCAUCAUAGUUUCUAAAUCACCGGUAACCAGUAUUUCAUCAUCAAAUCCAACACGACAAUUAACAUUACGCGAAAAACAAAUAGCUCAACUAAAACGUGAAAUGACACAUCGAGCUGGUGUACGACUACAACUUGGAAGACGUGAUUGUAAAGACAGUAUUGCUUUUGUUGAUACUUUUGGAUCCAUCUGGGUCGCCGGAUGGAAAUGUCGUGAGCAUCCAUUACUUUACAAUGUUCUACAUGUUGGCGACAUGGUAAUAAGUGUAGCUGGAGUUGUACCAAAUAGCGCAAGUGCUAUCCGAGAUAUUCUUAAGGGCAUUACAACACCUAGAGUUGAAGUGAUAGUCCGUCGUCUACCUUAUGCCCGCGCAAUGAUACUAACUAAGCGUACGGACAAUGAGGAUUUUGGUUUAGAGGUUAAUGGUAAUGAAUUAUCUGGAGUUAGUGGGGUUGCAAUAAAUGCCGGACUGUCACCUCUCGCUGAUGCAACAGAUCCUACAGCAACAACUGGAUCUAAUACAACCUGGACAAUAACAGAGGUUAAUAAUCGUCCUUUGAAUAUGUUUGAUAGCUGUGCUAGUGAUCGGCUCAAAGCUAUCGGUAGAGAUAUUUCUAUUGUUGUACAACCUACUGAUCUUAUUGCGUCAUUACGCAAUAAAUUACGUGCAAUGCGUAGCUAUAAAAGUUUUAUUUUACAGUGAUAUAUUUUUUUAGGCAAAGAUUACUAUUUUUUUUUUACUUUUGAGAUUUUUGUUUGACCCUUCAGGGCUAUCGCGAUUUUUGCGCACGCGCAUGCGUACAAUCAGUUUAAUUUAAAAGAACUAAAAAAAUGAGAUUAAACAUAAUUUAUUUUAAACUAUGACGUAACAUGACGUACGGAAAGACACGAAUCGAGCCGAGUAGACCCGAUCAUAAAAAUUUUGUUACUAAUUGUCCUCUGAAGGGUUGAAUAUUUUUCUUUGUUUUUUUAAUUAUUGUUUAUUAGUCCAAACGAAUAAUUAAUUUUUUUUUUUUUCAAAUUAGAGAGAUUAAUGGCUAUUAAGUAUCUAAUUAAUAAUUUAUUUGAACUUUGAAAUUAAACGUUUAAUUAUUAGUACAAAAUUGUUCCGUAAUUGGGACAACCCGGGUAUUUAAAAUUGUAUUCUGCUAUUGGCAUUUUUUUUGUUUUUAAUUGAAAUUAUAGAUAAUAUUUAAUUAGUUGUUAUUAUUAUUAUAAUAAUUAUCAAUAUAUAUAGAGUAGCGCAUUUAUUAAUUACUUGUCAAUUAUUUUUAAUUAAAAACAAUUAGAGUAAUAAUUAAAUGUGCGUAACAUAAUAAUAACAACAACAAUAAUAAUAAUGAUAAUAAUAAUAAUAUUAAUAUUAAUAAUAAUAAUAAGCGUAUCCUGUGAUAAUUUAUACGAACAUAAUUAUUAAAAUUAUAUAAUUAUGGGUGAAAAAAAGUUAUUAUCGAUUAUAAUAAAUUAUUGAUAGUUAAUAAAAAUAAGAAAAUAUAUAACACUAUUAACAAUAUAAUUAUAAUUACAACAAUAAUAAUAAUAAUUAUUACUUUAUUGA
This is a messenger RNA of Microplitis demolitor, 3246 nucleotides long. RefSeq names its product mucin-5AC. The coding region runs from base 331 to 2391 and encodes 686 amino acids. The transcript is spliced from 4 exons. NCBI's taxonomy places the organism in Eukaryota, Metazoa, Arthropoda, Insecta, Hymenoptera, Braconidae. Gene Ontology annotation, cellular component: plasma membrane; cytoplasm. The record is from RefSeq and is a predicted model, not a curated record.